This is a messenger RNA of Styela clava, 1998 nucleotides long. The record is from RefSeq and is a predicted model, not a curated record. Lineage: Eukaryota; Metazoa; Chordata; Ascidiacea; Stolidobranchia; Styelidae.
UUCGGAAUUGAUUCGAGUUGCUGAAGAAUUAAGACCUCUAACUUUUUCCGAUUGCGGAAAAGUAACUAAAAAUGAUGCAAAAAUGUGGAAUGAAACCGGUGGAGUUUUCGAUAUUUAUCCAACUUACACAAAGCUUGAAGUUUUCUGUGAUCUAACAACUGACGGUGGUGGUUGGAUGAUAUUUCAACGACGGACAAGUGGCUCAACGGACUUUUACAGAACUUGGAAUGAAUACGUAAACGGAUUUGGGAACAAAGCUGAUGAAUAUUGGCUUGGCCUGGAGAAUCUUCAUCACCUGACACGUUAUAAUGACUAUGAACUUCGUAUUGAUUUGGAAGAUUGGGAAGGAAACAAGAAAUAUGCAAAAUAUUCCAAUUUCAAAGUAGGAGGACCGAAAACGAAAUAUACACUUGCCGUUGGAGGAUACACUGGAGACGCGGGUGAUUCUUUGAGUGUUCAUAACGGUCGAAGAUUUACGACUAAGGAUCAAGACAAUGAUUCAUAUUCUGGGAAUUGUGCAGUGUCUUUUAAAGGGGCAUGGUGGUACUCAGGCUGCCAUUCAAGCAACUUGAAUGGUCAUUAUUUCAAAGGAGGAGUCCGCAAUUCUUACGCAGAUGGUGUUGAAUGGUCUCCUUGGAAGGGACAGUAUUAUUCUCUUAAAGUUACGGAAAUGAAAAUUCGACCAAUAUUUCUUGCUCUUACAUGUGUAGUUUCCAGCAAUAUAACUUCUCUAGGAAACAAAAGGGAGAGCAUGGUUAGUUUAUUUGCAAUUCUGCUGUUUUGUCUGAUUUCAGCAACAAAUUCGUUGCCUGAUGAUGGUCUCUGUUCCCAAGUUUAUCAAAUGCAUGAAUAUUGCACAAGGCAGGUUCAUGGUACGUUACCUUCAAAUUCGCGACCAGACCAUGUUCAUGCAAGACGAGUUGGUAAAGCUGGACCACGUGGACCACCAGGUGUUGUUAACUAUACAAAAAUAGAGGAGGAAAUGCAGAGGAAAUUUGACGAAAUGGAGAUUCGUUUUAAAACGAAGAUGAUCAACAUUGAAGAAAAAAUGUUAAACAAUACAUCUGAGAUAGAAAGAAAAUUUUCGGAAUUGAUUCGAGUUGCUGAAGAAUUAAGACCUCUAACUUUUUCCGAUUGCGGAAAAGUAACUAAAAAUGAUGCAAAAAUAUGGAAUGAAACCGGUGGAGUUUUCGAUAUUUAUCCAACUUACACAAAGCUUGAAGUUUUCUGUGAUCUAACAACUGACGGUGGUGGUUGGAUGAUAUUUCAACGACGGACAAGUGGCUCAACGGACUUCUACAGAACUUGGAAUGAAUACGUAAAUGGAUUUGGGAACAAAGCUGAUGAAUAUUGGCUUGGCCUGGAGAAUCUUCAUCACCUGACACGUGAUAAUGACUAUGAACUUCGUAUUGAUUUGGAAGAUUGGGAAGGAAACAAGAAAUAUGCAAAAUAUUCCAAUUUCAAAAUAGGAGGACCGACAUCGAAAUAUGCACUUGCUGUUGGAGGAUACACUGGAGACGCUGGGGAUUCUUUGAGUGGUCAUAACGGUCAAAGAUUUACGACCAAGGAUCAAGACAACGAUUCAUAUUCUGCGAAUUGUGCAGUAUCUUUCAAAGGGGCAUGGUGGUACUCAAACUGCCAUUCAAGCAAUUUAAAUGGUCAUUAUUUCGAAGGCGGAGUUCAAAAAUCUUACGCAGAUGGUGUUGAUUGGUCUUCUUGGAAGGGGCAGUACUAUUCUCUCAAAGUCACAGAAAUGAAAAUUCGACCAAUAUAACUAUCCAUAACCACGACAACAACAACAACUGUAGAUGAACUUUUUAAUUACUAUUCCGAUUACUUACUACAGCAAUUUGACAUCUAUAACAUUAUCAGCUGAUAAUUUCGAAUUAUAUUAUCAUUACUUAUCGUAGUUCUGUCGUGGUAAAAUCUCAAUUAGAAAGUAGAACCUUGGGUGCCGUUGCUAGAUAACCAACUUUGGUUCUCCGCGGCUUCCCUUCC